Molecule: messenger RNA, 2405 nt
Organism: Sorex fumeus (smoky shrew)
Lineage: Eukaryota; Metazoa; Chordata; Mammalia; Eulipotyphla; Soricidae
Gene: ATXN7L2
Product: ataxin 7 like 2
Exons: 11
Coding region: 46-2352 (768 amino acids)
Source: RefSeq, a predicted model, not a curated record
GCCGCGCGGCGGCGGCGCCGGGGCGGGCGCGCGUCCGCGGCGGUGAUGGCGGUGCGUGAACGCGCGGCGGCAGCAAUGGCCGCUCUGGAGCGGCGGGUGCCGAGUCUCGAUGACUUCGCGGGACAGAGCUGGAGCUCGUGGGUGGAGCGGGCCGACCUGCCCGCGGCCGACGGGCCCGAGCUGGAGGACUGUAACAAAUCCACAAAGAAGCUGGACGCCAUGACCCUGAUCAAAGAAGACAUGUCCAUCUUCGGGCACUGCCCUGCCCAUGACGACUUCUAUUUGGUUGUGUGUAACCACUGCAGCCAAGUGGUGAAGCCUCAAGCUUUCCAGAAGCACUGCGAAAGAAGACACGGGCCCCUCAGCAAACUUUACGCCCGAGCCCCGCCGCCCCCUCCUGCCCCUGCCAGCUCCCAGAAAUGCCAUGUCGUGAAUGGGCAGGGCCCUGCUUGCAGGGCUCCGGGUUCCGCCAGAAGCUCCUCCAGGGAGAAGGGCCACGGGUCCCGGAGCCGUGGCCACCCACCUCCAGAGAAGACCCAGAAGGACAGCCUCUGCCUCUUCGUGCCUGUGGUGAACCUGGAGAAGAUGUCCGGUCUCCCGAAACCCGACGGGCCGGGGAUCAGGGUGGCCCCACCGGCAGCGUUCCUCAGCCAGCCCGGCAGCCUCCCCAAGGACUCCCCAGGGAAAUCCCCCUUGGUUCCCCCUUUGAAAGAACCUCCAGGCAGAGAGAGCAUCGAGAGCACCCCCGGCGAGGGCCUGGGCACCCCCCGGGCUGAAGGCAGUCCCCCGGAAAAAGAGCCCGGGGGAGCCAGGCUGCCCCUCAAAACCCACCGGAAGAUGGCUCGGAAGGAGUGUGACCUCAACAGGCAGUGUGGGGUGAUCAACCCCGAGACCAAGAAGAUCUGUACCCGACUGCUGACCUGCAAGAUCCACUCGGUGCACCAGCGCCGGGAGGUCCAGGGCCGGGCCAAGGACUUUGACGUGCUAGUGGCGGAGCUGAAGGCCAGCUCCCGCAAAGGGGAGUUCCCCAAGGAGAAGAGCCCGGGGCGCAAGGAGCCGGCUCUCGAGCGCCCCGCCCAGGAGGCCCCCUCCUCCGUCCAGGCCGUGGCAGCGGCAGCUGCUCCCAGCAGCACCCUUGCGGCUCGGGCCAAGCAGCCCUACCCAUACUGUGCACUGCCCAGGUCCCAGGCCUCCUCUGAGAGCGAGUUGGAUGAUGAAGGCCUCGGUGGGGGUGAUGGAGACCCAGGCCUGUUCCCCUUCCCCCUGCCCCGGGGUGGGGCCCAGGCCUCCAGCGAGGAGAGCGAGGAGGAGGGGGCUGCGGAUGACCCUCACCUCCCCACGGACUGCCACUACGCCACCCGGCCCCCACGGCCGCAGGCGUUCUGCACCUUUGGGAGCCGGCUGGUGAGUCCCGGAUGCUACGUGUUUAGCCGCCGGCUGGACCGGUUCUGCUCAGCACUGAGCUCCAUGCUGGAGCGGCACCUCAGCUCGCACAUGUGGAAGAAGAUCCCGCCGGCGGCCGAGCCUCCGCCCCACGUCGUCGGCUCCUCACUCGCCGCCCCCCGGAGCCCCUCGGCGACCGGCAGCUGCCCGCGCCUCCCGGGCCCCGCGCCCCGGCCCGCCUGCCCGGCCGCCGCGCCCCCCGCACAGGACCACCUGGUCCCCAGCUACCCCGCCGGCUCCCCCAGCGUGGCGGCCGCCUGCAGCCAGGCCGAGUGCACGGGCGGCAGCCAGGCCAUCACCUCGCCGCUGCCCGCCAACACGCCGUGCCCGUCCUUCAGCAAGCUCCCGCCCUCCAAGGCCAGCAGGUCGGCCAAGGGCAAGGAGCGCGCCGAGGCCGAGGCCCCCUCCCGGAAGCGGAAGUCGUCCCCCGGCCCCGCCCCCUUCAAACGGACCUGCCUGCCGGAGCCGGGCGGGAAGGGGAAGCCCCCCGGGUGCCGGGGCCCCGCGGCCAAGGCGAAGCCGGCCCUGGCCCCGGGACUCAACGGGACCGCGGGUCCGCGGGUGAAGCGGGCCGGGCCCCCGGACUGUCGCGCCGCCCCGCACGCCCCCGCGCCGGCGAAGGCGCCGCAGCCGGACGGCCGGGGGGGCGGCGGACACCCCGCCAAGGCGCUGCCCCCCGGCUGCCUCUCGGAGGAGGAGGUCGCCAAGAAGCGGAAGAACCUGGCCACGUACUGCCGGCCGGCGAAGACCAAGCACUGCCCGGCCGGCGGCCCCGCCGACGUGGGCUGCCCCGCGCGCCGCAAGAAGCCGGGCCCGGGCCUCGCCUUCGAGGACAAGUGUGCCACGCUGAAGGAACUGGAGCAGCCUCUGUACCCCGAGGGAAAGGAAGUUGGAGUCUGUAAGCUCUGAUAUGAGUGGUUAGGGCUGGGGCUGAAGCUGGAGCAAUAGCCUUGCAGGUAGGG